Molecule: messenger RNA, 1872 nt
Organism: Hevea brasiliensis (rubber tree)
Lineage: Eukaryota; Viridiplantae; Streptophyta; Magnoliopsida; Malpighiales; Euphorbiaceae
Product: protein NODULATION SIGNALING PATHWAY 2-like
Exons: 1
Coding region: 355-1839 (494 amino acids)
Biological process (GO): regulation of DNA-templated transcription
Cellular component (GO): nucleus
Molecular function (GO): DNA-binding transcription factor activity; sequence-specific DNA binding
Source: RefSeq, a predicted model, not a curated record
AAUUGAUGGUUGGAAUUUUUUUGUUUUUUUUAAGCAAGGGAAAAUCAGCCACCAACAAUAAAAUAUGUGAAUAUCCUAUAAUGGAGGGGCAUCACAGUAAAAUUCUGAUGGCCAUUAGUGAGAAACUAUGAUUAACAAGACAACCCCUACCCUGCGCUGCUGACAUGUGUGUUUCUAUAAAACGCUAAACUAAUCUAAUGCUUUACUCCAUUAUUAAAGCCUCAUAGCCAAUUACUUUGCAUCCUUCACUGUCUCCUCUCCUUCCUAAUUCUUUCUUUAUAUAUUCAUCGUCUCUGUACUUCCCCAACCUGACAUAUAUACUCUCAGCUUUCUUAGCUACCUAUUCAGCUCGCCAUGGCUAUGGCUAUUGAUGAUGUUUUUGAGCUUGAUUUUUCUGGCUACAGCUCCACCACAACUAUCACUACUACUACCGUUACCACUACCACCACUUCCACUGAAAAUGAUCACCAUACCUGUGACUGGAACGUUUGUUCUCCGAUUGUCGACUGGGAAGCCUUUCCUGUCAACCAUGAUGAUUUUCAGGAUCUUAUUGAGUCUAUGAUGGAAGAUGAAGGAUUGAAUCAGACAACCAGUAACUCAAACUCCUCCACAGACACCAUUUUGAUUGACGAAGAAACCAGCGGUGAAGAUUUCAAAGGCUUGAGGCUUGUUCAUCUGUUGAUGGCUGUCGCUGAGGCGCUUACGGGUGUCAACAAGAGCCGUGAUUUGGCUCGGGUGAUAUUGGUUCGGCUCAAGGAGUUGGUAUCCCCUAACGACGGAACCAACAUGGAGAGGUUGGCGGCAUAUUUCACAGACGCCUUGCAAGGUUUGCUAGAAGGAGCCGGAGGUGGCCCCGUCAAGCAUUUAAUAAACAAUGGGCCGUAUCACCAUCACCACCGCGACGAUCACCAUCAUCAAGCGGACGUUCUUGCGGCGUUUCAGCUGCUGCAAGAUAUGUCUCCCUAUGUGAAGUUUGGGCAUUUCACAGCCAAUCAGGCUAUUCUUGAAGCUGUGGCUCAAGAUAGGAGAGUCCACAUAGUGGACUACGAUAUCAUGGAGGGUAUCCAGUGGGCAUCAUUGAUGCAAUCGCUGUUUGCCAGGAAGGAUGGCCCACCAACCCCACACCUCAGGAUCACAGCAUUGUCAAGAGGUGGCAACAGCAGAAGAUCAAUCGGAACGGUCCAGGAGACUGGACGCCGACUGGUGGCUUUCGCCGCCUCCAUUGGUCAACCAUUUUCUUUCCACCAAUGCAGGUUAGACUCAGACGGGUCUUUUAGACCAUCCGCUUUGAAGUUGGUCAAAGGAGAGGCAUUGGUCAUGAAUUGUAUGCUGCACCUCCCUCAUUUCAAUUACCGGGCACCCGAUUCUAUCGCUUCCUUUCUAUCCGGAGCCAAGACUCUUAACCCGAGAUUAGUAACCCUCGUGGAAGAGGAAGUGGGGCCCAUUGGGGAUGGAGGGUUUGUGGGCCGAUUCAUGGAUUCAUUGCACCAUUACUCUGCCUUGUACGACUCGCUAGAGGCAGGUUUUCCGAUGCAGAGUAAGGCGCGGGCAUUGGUAGAAAGAGUGUUCCUGGGGCCCCGUAUAGCUGGGUCACUAGCUCGAAUCUACAGCACACGUGCAGACGAGGAGGGGUGUUGUUGGGGGGAUUGGAUGGGUGCGGGCGGGUUUAAGCCAGCUAAGAUAAGUUUUGCCAAUCAUUGUCAAGCAAAGCUUUUACUAGGAUUAUUCAAUGACGGGUAUAGGGUGGAGGAGUUGGGUUUCAAUAGGCUAGUGCUUGGGUGGAAAUCCAGGCGUCUUCUCUCAGCCUCUAUUUGGACUUCUCCUUCCAAGUCUGAUUAAUUUGUAAAUUAAUUAAAAAUCUUUUUUCUAUUA